Molecule: messenger RNA, 2830 nt
Organism: Conger conger (European conger)
Lineage: Eukaryota; Metazoa; Chordata; Actinopteri; Anguilliformes; Congridae
Product: cadherin-related family member 5-like
Exons: 14
Coding region: 79-2226 (715 amino acids)
Biological process (GO): calcium-dependent cell-cell adhesion; adherens junction organization; multicellular organism development
Cellular component (GO): catenin complex; adherens junction; membrane
Molecular function (GO): cadherin binding; calcium ion binding
Source: RefSeq, a predicted model, not a curated record
UUCAGUGUCAGCCAGGCAGCAACAGAGAACGCUUUAUGUUGAACAGUACCAGCUGGUACCAAGCACUCCUUAUCUCCCAUGUUUCAACUGCGUGGAUCUGAAAAGUGGGCCAUGGAGCUAAAAUAUAAAAACAGUUUUUCUUUCAAUGCUAUCCUCCACCUUCUGCCGGUCUUCGUACUUCUCAGAACCUGCCCAGCUCAGCAACUCUGUUCAGUGCCUCCAGACCCAGUAACAAUUAAAGAGAACCACACAAUUGACAUACCUAUAAUCACAAUCAAUACUAUAGAUGGUGUGACGCUCAUUCUGACAGAUAAUCCUGAUAAUACGUUCGGACUUCAUGGCACAAGUUUAAUGUUGAUGAAAAUACCGGACUUUGAGACUCUGAAAAAUGAAGGUGAUCUCACAGCUCAUGUUCAAUGUGACAAAACUGGCUUUCCAUCUACACUCUUGCCAGUGACCAUACUGGUUGAAAACGUGAAUGACAACCCUCCUGGGUUUGCACAAAGACAGUACACUUUGAACGUUGAUGAGUUGACCCCAGAAGACACCAGUAUUGGAAGGAUUGAAGCCACAGACCGAGAUACAGGUCCAAUCUAUUACCAUCUUGAGCCAGCUACGGGUGGAUAUUUCAAAAUACAAACUGUGAACAACCCAAAUAUCCUUGUGGAAAAGGUGGCUGAUUAUGAUGACAUCCAAACCCUGACCCUUAUCUUAUAUGCUCAGGACACACCCACGACCACACAGACUGAGGAGCCCUCCUACACCGCCACCACAACCAUUACUGUCAACAUCCGGGACAUCGACAACCGCCCCCCCUGGUUCCAACCCUGUACAGAGUCAACUGUCGGCACAGCCAAAAUCUGCCUCAGUUCUGGAUACAAGGGAAAGGUCAACUUAACUGAGAAAGAGGAUGGUGAUUUACUACUGGAACCAGGCCCCUUGUCUGCUGUUGAUGGGGACAAAGACAGAGAUGAACAAAUCAGCUAUAAGAUUGUUAAAGGAAAUGAAGCUGGAAUAUUUCAUGUUAAUGAGAACACUGGAGACAUGACCAUGCUCAAAGCUGCAAACGUAGAGGGCCCAAUUAUCUUAACAGUUUUGGCUUCGCAAGUUACCAACAACGACCAGUUUGCCACGACGACAGUCACCUUUGAAGUGAUGAAGAAGAGCAAGUACUUCCCGCGGUUCGAGAGGGAGCGGUAUGAGGGGUACACCUCCUGUGACGCGGCCCUGGGGAGCAUGCUGCUGGCCGACAGGACCUCCAACCGCCCCCUCCGGGUCUGGGCCAAGGACGCCGAUUAUGCUAACGGCCUGAAUCCUGAUGUAAGGUACACAUUUGAUGACAGCAGCGAUUUCACCACGACGGCUGAGGGAUUUGUUCUUCUGAAGAAACUGCUGCCCCAAGGUAUAAUGCCUGCAAAAGUACUAGUCGCAGUGGAUGAUUCCAGUGGAGAGACAGCUUUCUCAGAGCUCACUGUCCACGUGUUGCCUGAGGGAGCUCUCGGGCCAGGGAAGUACCGGGCGGAGGACAUGGCGGCUCUCGGUGCGAGCCUGGCAGCCAUGGUGGUGCUGUGCCUUGUGCUGAUCUGCCUGCUCGUCUUCCACAUGAAGAAGGGCAAUGCGGACUGGCACAAACUCACCGAGGGCAGCCUCCUCUGCAGCUCUCUUGCCCAGGGGUCCGGCAGUCCAAAGGAAGAGACACAUUACACCAACGACGGCUUCCAAAAUGAGGGGGACCCCUGUCCGAGUGCGCAGUCCGAGCCUGUGGGCAACGCCGGCAGCGUGGGGUCCAAACCCGCGCCGGAGCCGGACCUGAGGUUCCCCGCUGAGCGAGAGCCCAGGGCUAAAGAGACACCCCCCAAAGACACGUAUCCCCCGCCCCCGCCCCCUCCCCCCCCGGCCCCGUACCCCGACGACUCCCCCGUCACGUCCGACCGCUCGGUGCGCCCCAUCCUCGCCAAGGAGAGGAAGAGCGAGGACGGCAGCAAGAGCGUCUGGUUCAAGGAGGACCUCCACCCCAGCGCCAAAGAGGAGGUUCUGAUCACCCCCGACGGAGGAGACGAAGGAGGCGACAUCUCGCCCCUCGCCUCGCCCCUCCCCUCCCCAAAGGUGUUUUUCACCGACGCCAAAACGGGCGACAAUGCCGCAGUGCGGUUCCAGGACCCCGGGAAAAACAGCGACCCGGAAACACAGGCUGGGGUCAGAGAGGGGAAGAGAGAAUACCUAUAAGGCUAGGGUGCGAAGGGUUCAGUUCUUGAGAGAAAAACCUCAUCAAAACCACCACUUUAUGGUACACCUGACACCAAUGUGACAUUUUUGUGUUUCUAUCUCUCAAAUUCAGCGUUAUGGUUUCAUAUGUCAUGAUUUCGCUUUUUUUAAAUAUUCAAUAUUCACACAUUUUCAGUUCUAAUUAUAAUGACAAAAUGUUAAGUUUACCUGCAAGUACCCAGAACUACUUCAACAUUCUUUUUGGACACCUGUAUCUAUUUAGUAACUUACUCAUAGAACAUAUUGAAAUGCACAUUACUAACACAAGAAGGAAGUGAUGUAACUACAUACCUGUUUAUUCAUGUUAUUAGAUUAGAACAAAAAUGUAAAAGGGACGUUAGGUCAGCGCAUUGCUAAGUACACAUUAAGUAACACAAGCUCAACUUUUGUAAAUAAUGGUCUUUUAUUUGUACUGAUUAUGCUGCAAGUAACUUAGCAUAUUUACACAAGUAAAGGAGUGAUUAUAGAGCUUACCUUGUUUUUUAUACCUGGAUACAUUCUGGAUGUAAAAGUGAAAUAUUUAACUUUUCAAAGAAGAAUAAUAAAAAAUUUUGAUUUAAGAAAA